Molecule: messenger RNA, 414 nt
Organism: Ostertagia ostertagi
Lineage: Eukaryota; Metazoa; Nematoda; Chromadorea; Rhabditida; Trichostrongylidae
Source: the annotation of a GenBank genome assembly
AUGUCGCAAAGUACAGAACCGUCGACUGUUAACAACCAGUCAAGCUCCGAUCACGUUUGCGGCAGCGAUUCGAAUAUCGACGAGAAGUUCCAGGCUGCACUCGAAAUAGUAGCCAGUUUGCCUGUGGAUGGCCCAGUGACCACGAGUACUGACGAAAAGCUCGCCUUCUAUUCAUUCUACAAGCAGGCUACUGUCGGUCCAUGCAAUACUCCCAAACCAAGUUUCUGGAACGUGGUUGAGAAGUUCAAAUGGUUAGUCGAAUUGUUCCAAGAAACAUUCAUGAAGGUUCACAUAAAGCUUUCUAGGGAUGCAUGGAAUAACUUGGGCCAAAUGGAUCCCAACGAGGCCAAGGCAGCUUAUGUUCUUCGGCUGUUGAAGAAGAUCAAAGAGGUCAACAAGGAAUACGACACUGGU